Drosophila nasuta is the source of this 3751-nucleotide messenger RNA. RefSeq lists its product as uncharacterized. The record is from RefSeq and is a predicted model, not a curated record. NCBI's taxonomy places the organism in Eukaryota, Metazoa, Arthropoda, Insecta, Diptera, Drosophilidae.
GAAGCGUCGUCGCCUCGCCUUGCGACGCGUCGCAGUCACUGUCUCUGUCUCCGUCUACGUCUACGUCUCAGUUGAGUCUCAGUCGCUGUGCUGGCGACGCGCGUCGUUUUGUGGGUUCGUUACAAAUCGAUUUCAAUAAGUUUGUCAGUGUUUGUCGGGAAAAGGCGACGCACAGACGUUAGCAGACGUUGUUCGAGAGCGCAUCGCAAAGCAAAGCAACGCAACGCAACGCGUACGAAAAUAUUUUUUGGGCGCGCAGAAGAAAGUUGAGUUCGCUUCAUUUCGUUCGUUUCGUUUGUUCUGGCAAAAAGCAAGUGUAUCCGUGUGUGUGCGUGCGUGUGUGAGUGUUUAGUGUGCGCGGGGUGGAGUGCGAAGUGAAGAUGCGAUAAACAGCAGCAGCCUACUGUUGUUGUUGUGUUUGCUAAACAAAUAAAGGAAAAACAAAUACAAAUACAAAUACAAAAUUCAAACACAAACAUCAUGUACAAGGAGAAACGAAAACGGCUUCAAUAAUAAUAAUUAUCAACAUCAUCAUCGUCAUAUUUCGAAUGUGGAAUACAAGAAAUGUGAAUUAAAUGCUGUAAAAACAACGAAAGCGAACAAAAAAUGCAGCGUAAAUUACCAAGGAUCAAAUGAAAAGAUGCUGAUUGAAUGCAUUUCGCAGGACAUUCCUUGAAAUCUACAAAAACAAGAAAUAAAACUAAGAAAUAGUAAAGAAACACUGAGAGAGCAAGAGACAAGAAAAGUUAGAGAAAGCAAAAGUUAAGAGUUAAUUAGCCAAUGAACUACAAUACAGAGAACGUUGUAGCCGCAGCCGCAGCAGCCAGUCAACAUCAUCAUCAUCGUCAUCAUCAUCAUCAUCCGUAUCAUCAGGAGCCACAUCAUCAACACAUUAUUCCACUGCCCAGUUAUUCCUCCAGCCAGGCAGCGGCGGCGGCGACGUCCGGCAGCGGAGGGGGAAGCGGAAGUGGAGGGGGAGGAGGCGACAGUUCACCGAAAAACAUGGAAUGGACUAAUGAUGAUGCGUUGGAGCUCAUUGAACAGUAUCGCUGCCACACAGAGCUCUGGAAUCGUGCCGAUCCCAAGUACAAGGAUAAAUUGUGUCGUUUUCGCGCUUGGUCCGAGAUCGCGGAUCGUUUUGGCUGCAGCAAAGCGGAAGUGGAACGCAAAAUGAAUGUCCUGCUGACGCAAUACAGACGCGAGAAGCACAAAAUGUUUGUGAAAAUCUAUCAGGGCAUUCAGCCCAAUCCGUCCAAGUGGUAUGCGUUCAAGCGCUUCGACUUCAUGGAAGCCGGCGGUGGCAGUUUGAGUGGUUUACCCAACAGCGGUGCCGUUGCCAAUUCCUCCAUCACCUCAUCCGCCACAUCAUCAUCGGUCAGCCACAAUGGUCUCAAUGGCCUUGCCGCUGCUGCCGUUGCCGCCGCUGCCUACGAGAGCAGCACGAUUGCAGCGGCAGCGAACGGUGGCGCCCCAGGUGGCAUCGCAGGUGGAGGAGGGGGAGGAGGAGGUCCUGGUUUGAGUACAACUGGAGGAACAACGCCCGCAUCGCAGCACCACAGACGCAUCAAGACCAAAGAGCUCAAAUAUUUUGGAGCGAUGGCCCUCAACAUACCCAUGCUGAUAGCGAGCGGACAAACGCUGGACAACUGGAAUACGGCGGGCCAAUAUUCGCCGCCCAUAGGCAGCGCAGGGGGCGUGUCCAGCUCCCAGCAGCAGCAGCAGCAACUGCGGGUGCCAUUAUCCUACGGAGGAGGAGGAGGCGGAGCAGCGACCAGCAGCGAGUUUCAGCCAAGUCCGCACAAGACGAUCGAUACCUCGGACAACGAGGACAACAACAACAGGGACGAAGCAACAGCUGCAGCACUCGGACAAUUGGCUGCCAAAGUGGAGCGACGCACGCCGUCGGGACUUGCAGCCCCUGGAGGCGGCAGCUUAGACGUGGGCAUGGCCGUUGAACCAGGCGGAGAAACGGUGUCAGUUCCGACAGCAGCUGCUGCGGGAGGAUCACACAGCGAAGGCGGCUCGAGUCCCAUACCCAAUACGAAUGCGAAUCCCAAUGGCGGCAGGACAACACCAACAACGAAUAUGCACGAGGCGCACAAGCAACAGCAGCAUCCGCAUUCGCAUCCCCAUCCGCAUCAUCAUCUGCAUUCGCAUCUGCUGCAAACAAGUCCUGUGUCCGCUCGGGCUGCAACUCCGAGGCAAGCGCAUGAACAGCUGCCGCAUCAUCAUCAUGCACCCCAUGGACAUCAUGCCGAUGAGCUGGACAUUAAGCAGGAGUUGGUGGAUUAUUUCCAUGGCACAUCCGCAGCAGGAGCGGGAGCGGGGGGCGGGACAACAAGCGGUCCGCCUCCGUUGCCGCUGGACUCGCAGCGUUCGUACAGUUCGGCGGGCGAGGAGAGUCGCAGUCUGCAGCUGGACAUGGCGCAGGAUUUGCGUGUGGCCCAGGCCAAGGCACAGGUGAAUUUCGGUGGCUUUGUCCUCCCCCCGCGCAGCACUAGCGCUCAACUAGCGGCGGCUGCUGCGAAUAUGCCGCUGAAUAUGCGCAAACUGAGCUCAAAUGCCGGUCAGCUGUUGAUGAGCUCGCUGAUGGGGUCGAGGGAAAGCAUGUCCGAGGAUGGCGAGGCGGACAACGAUGAGGCAACCGAAUCCGCAGCGAGUCCCGGCCACAUCAAGAGCAGCGUCUCCGCUCAGGAUGCCAGCUCAGCGGUCCAGGCUGCGGCUGCAUUGUAUGCGGAGAGUUUGGGUCGUGACGAUUGCGAUUUUGUGGGAUCGAAUGUGUCGAUGAAGCUGCGAACGAUGGAUCGCACACAGCGCAUCAUUGCCGAGAAGCUGAUCAGUGAGGUUCUCUACUUUGGGCAAUUCAAUGAGUUGGAGCGCACUGCGCGUAUUCAGCCCAAGUGACAGUGGCGCCUCAAGAAGUGGCCAAGAGUGGGCGUGGAUCUAAAGCAGGAAGAGGUGGGGAUGACGGCACAGCGAGCAGCGGGUUUAACGCUCGCCUGGCACAUGGCAAACACAACUAGACGCAACGAAAUUCCAUUAUAGAAAAAGAAAACGAAAGCAAAAGCAAAUCAGUACAAUUUACUUUUAGUCCAUUUCUUGGGGUGCAGGGGCAAAGUUACUUAGAUGAAGAGGAGGGAAGGAGGGUCACACAAACAUACAGUUCACUAACCAAAACAGCAAUCAAAGAAUUAAAUACUUAACAACCUUCAAUAUUAAGUAGAGAUGCGGGGGAAGGGGCCUGAGACACAUCAAUAAAGCUGAACAGAAUCUCAGUAUUAGUUCAUAAAAUACAGCAACAACAACCACAUACAACAAAAAAUAGCAACAAUACAACCUAAACAUAGUUAAAUUAGUUAAAAAGUACUUUACAGGGAAGUAAAGAAGAGUUCUACGUCUGCUUCUUGGUCGCUUCAAUUAAAAAAAAAGGCAAAAUGAGAACAAAAAAAGGGAAAUCAAAAAUCAAAACACGAAAGACAAAAAACGCCUACUCAAAAGUAAGAAAAGAAAAUGAAAUGAAAUGAAACUAAAUAAAUAAAAUACUAUGCGUGUAUGUGUAGAUAACUAUUGUAUGUUUUUUAUAUGUCAAACUAUAUAUAUAUACAAUAUCAUUGUACCUUAUUUUGAAACAGCAAUGUUUUCGUAGUCAUUUAAGUCUGGUCGUCAACUAAAACAAACAAACACACAACAACAACACCAAUCGAUACAGUAACUGAAACCAACUAAAAACUAAACUAUACUUUUUAAAACA